AUGGCAUCCUACUUUUUGCCGUCCUUUCUGACCGGCUGGAACCUCGCGUCCGUCUCGCCGUUCUCUCUCUCGGCCAACCUCCAGAAGCGCAUCCUUUCCUACCUCUUGAAAAGGACCCUCGGACAUCUCGUCGACGGCGGCCAGCUCGACCUCGCUCAAAUAGACGCAGGCAUCGGCAGCGGUCGUAUUGAGAUUCACAAUGUUCGACUCGACGCUGAAGCUAUCAAUCGACGCCUUUCUUCCCUGCCAAUAGCGUUCGUCGAAGGCCAGAUCGGACGCAUCCUCAUUCAACUUCCCGUUCCCAACUUCUGGAGCGGCGAGCUCUCCAUCACCGUCUCUGAUGUGUCGGUGUCUGUCAAGCCCCGAUCUAGGAGUGCUGAGCAUAGCUCCAAUGCCAAUCAGGACCUAUCCGCAUCCUUUGCGAGCGCAGCAAGUCAGCUGUUCGUCGAGGAUGACGAGGCGCAAGAGAUCGAGCAGUCGAUUCACGAGUCUCUCGACCCGGAGGAGCUCAGACAGGACCAAAGGGAGUCGGCGGAGGACAAGGGCUCGCUCAUUGCCACCUACGUAGAAGCCCUUUUGACGCGAUUGAAAGUUGCCAUCGAACGAGUGCAAGUGCAUUUUUUGUCAGAUGCAGUCGACCUCUCUCUCAAGCUUCACAGUGCUACCGUCCAGAGCUCCAACCUUCGCACGGAGCAGGCGGGUCAAGACACCGAUGCCGACCGCUCCAAUGACGCUGCAUCAGCUACGAUAGAGUCUCCGCAGCGGUGUCGGUACAGCGAGACCAGAAGGACGCUCGAGCUCCAAGGUUUCCAGGUCUGGAUGCAAGACUAUCGAAAGCAAGCCACGUCCCGAGAUACGGACUCCUCCUCGUCUUCCGACGACUCUGCUGACGAGACGCUUUCAGCUUCCCGCUCGGAUCUCCAGGACAUGUCGCAAUCGAUCGCCUCUCUGCAAGAGUCAUCCGCAAGUCUGUACGAGAGCGCGAUAGGCGGAUCAGCCUUCCAGGAAGCGCCUGCAUCCGCUCAACGAAGUCCGUCACAUCGGUCUGCCAAGGCUGGCGCCUCUCAUCCUGUCACAAAUGCGCCGCACAUGCUCUUCAGUCUUGGGACAGAGCCCGUUGUCAUCACGUACAAGACCACCAAGGAGCGUCAUGAAGUAGGCUCGUCCGACGAGUCCUCGAGCCGCACGAUUCAGCGGCUCGUCCGCGUCAUGACCGACGUGGACGUGCAGGUCGGCAACGCCGGUGCCGUCGUCUUCAUCGAUCAUAUCAGCCUUCUCAUGGUGCUGCUUGGUAGUCUCGGACAUGCUCCACCGCAGAAAGACGCUUUGCCAGGCGAUCGACGAGCAGCAACACAGCCGAGAAGCCCUUCAUCUUCCUUCCGACUACAAAGAAGCCUCGUACUGAGCUGUCGCGUAAGCAGUCUCAAUCUCAUCAUCGGCUACGAUGACCCUGCAGUGCUUCAACGCAGCCAGCCUUCUCUCGAGACGUUCUGGGCUCGUCCUUCUCGCUCACACCCCGAUUUCGGCCAUAUUCGCUUGCGAUGUGACAAGCUCCUUGCUCAAUUCACCAACGUCACCACCGACGACAAGUCGAGACCAGACCAGCCGCAGGUCCAAAUUUCAGCCGACGACCUAGGUCUCUUCGAGCACCUCGCGCCGGACCUGUACCAGCAAUGUCCGCCCGGAGCAUCCCGGGUACUUCCUGUUCUGAUUCUGGAUUCAAACUUGGCUCAGUCUGUCGCGCCGAGCAGUGCAUCUGCAAAGCGACCUCAGCACGACUAUGCAAGCAGCACUGUCGACGUCUUUGAUUGGCGUUACAGUGGCUCGGCACCUCAUCGUCCUGAUGUAUCCGCAAGCGAUCCCCCAAACUCCGCCAAGGCUGCGCGGUUCAAGACAGCCGAGACGCGCUCAACCUAUUCGUCCUCUGCACAGAGCCCAUAUGUCCGCAAUGCGUAUGGAGACCGCGGCUGGAAGCUCAAAGCGAGAUCGCAGGCUCCAGGCAACACGGUCGAAGCUUCUUCGCCCAGUAUUGCCGUCUCUGCUCUGCUUCCGCACGCGGAUGGCGAACAAGGGCAUGUCAAUGCGACAGUAGCUCCAGUACACGUCUUUCUGGAUGUGUCACUUUUCACACGCCUCAUGCCAGCUCUACGCAGAUUUGCAACGGCACAGAUCGCCGCUCUCAAAGAGACGAUAGAGGCAGAGUACGACAUGUCAGGUUCCAUGGCUACCCUUGCAGCCAGUGUCGCCACGAUUCAGGCUUCGACCGAUAGCUUGCUGGACGAUCCAUCCACAAAAAGCUUCACAGGUAACAAGAGCCCGUACAAGCUCGACGUCAAGAUCAGCUUCGUUCGCAUCGAUGUUAGGACACCGCAAGUCUCGUAUGACGCUGCUGCGCUCGCCGGAAGACAACUUGGCGCCACCCGGAUGGGUGGGCUCGCCAGAAGGUCUGGGAUCUUGGUGUUGCAAAUGCAGCGUCUCGACGUGAGAUCAGGUCUCGCCGAGAAGCAAAAGAGGAGCAACGCGAUUCGAUUCGCACCACCGCUCGGUGAAGGCGGACGGAACGGAGAGCCGACCGUGACCAGUCAAUGCAGCGUGGAGUCGAUUUCUGCGUACCUGGCCUUGCCAUCGCAGUCCCGUGCGCUGGUCCUGGCCAUGAUCGAAGCCAUUCAGGACGACACAGAGGCGUCCGGACCGUCUGUCAGCCCUCGUACACGAUUGCUGCCUCGAGUUCAAAUUUCGCGCAUCGCAGAGACGUCUGCCGGUCCAAGCUUCGGAUCGUCCGAACAAGAAGCCGAAGACCGCUGUAGCGUCUCGAUACCAUCUGUCAAGCUCGAGUUGGGCAAAUCACAGCUGGAUUCUCUUCAAUAUAUGGCCGACGACUUGACGCAAUCGAUCCAUCUCUGGACAUCCGACAAACUGACCGAUUCCGACACGCUCGACGCGGAAGAUCUUAAGAUCCUUGGCAGUCGAUUCUUUGGCAGCCGUGCGGGUAUGUCCGUCAUGUCGUCCAGCACCGACUCAACCGAGACGGCUCGAGCCAGCACGAGGAACUCGUCCCUGCUUGUCAUCAUCAGCGAAGCUUCCAUCCGUUUGUGGCUCCCGCAUUUGGCGCCAGGCGCCCAUCUUCCAGGCCAAGAACCUGCGGAAUCGCCCAAGAGCCUUUUGCUCACAGCGUCGGACUUCAGGCUCUCCUUCGACAGCGACAAGGCCCGAAACAUCACUCGUAUCGAGAUGCGCGUCCCUCAGAUGCAACUCCGCGCGGAAUCUGGUAGCGCUGCGGAGGAGGUCUUAAGUUCUCGCCUUGCGUAUCGAACGAUGGAAGCAAGCCUGGACGACCGGAGGCACGACAACAUGUUGCUCCUCGUGCUUGAAGCAUACGCCGAACCCUGCACAAGCUAUCGCGAGCAAAACGUCGACCUGACGCUGUCGUCGGUGACGCUGUCGCCCAGCUUUGACCCAGAGCUUGUCCCCCGGAUCAAGCGGUUCUUGAAAGCACCGGCUGGUGUGUUUGAAAAUGUGGAACCGAACGAAGUGACUCGCAUCAGCUUCAAGGCAAGGGAUUGUUCCGUCUUGGUCGCACCUCCCACCACCACCUCCCGUGCAGCCGUGGCGAUCGGAGAGCUCUCUAUCAAGACCAAGCUGACAUCACACGCGCCAAAGACCUCCAUCAAGCUUGCGAUCGGCGAUCUCGACCUCUAUGCAGCCGAAGGGGAGCUCUCUGGAAGCGCAUCAAGUCGCGCAACCGCUGCCAAAUCGGCCGCUGAGCAUUGGACACGCCGCAAUUACGCACGCCUGCUGCACAUCCCUGAAAGCAAGGGCAGCGUCCAUCUCAACACGCUCACGCGCCCUGAAAUCGAUGUCAAGAUCACCAAGCUUCGAGCAAAGCUUCAAGCCACAGCUGAUACGUUGGACGUCGUGUCCGCUGUCGUUGGUGCCAUGACGGCAAGUCAAGGUCCCGCAUCGAAAGUCCCAGCCGCGCCACCCACCCGACAAGAUGGUAGCCUUGCGUCAUCGGCCGACACCGAGCUGAGCUCUCACGAUGCUGCCGGGGCUAGGCAGACCGCAGCAAAGCUGUCGUCAAUGGCGGCACAAGAUCCGGACAGGAUGGCUGACCUCCUGUCAGGCAUCGAAGAUGAUGCCUACCACCUCGCAGCACCUCUGGCCGUCGGCGCUGAUCUCGUCGACGAUGAUGUGCCCUCCGACGCUGCUUUCCUGGGAGCAAAGGGUGAGGGUCGAUACCACCCCGAGAUCGUCGAGACGACGCUCGACUCGGACGAGUUCUUUGGUGGCGAGUCGGUCGCUUCGCUAUCGCUCCUCUCUCCUCGCACCGACACCGUCCUCUUUGCCGAUGAAGACGUCACGAUACGUCUGCUCGAUCCCAAAGGCAUUUGCCCCGUGCAAGAAUACUUUACCGACCCAGAUCUGCGACCGCAAGUCGACUCUGCCUUGGGCACGACAGCAAGCUCGUUGCGGGUGCGGGUCAGCAACUUUGACCUGUCGGUGCGUCUUCACGCCGGAUAUGACUGGGCUUCGACUCGAAAAGCGGUCCAGCAGGAAGCCAAGCUAGUACGCAAGCGUCUGCAGAAGAUCAAGCAGUUGCUGGCAGAAGGCCAAGUGCCAGAUGACAGCGUGGAAGCGGCCACUAGUCAUCUUCUGGACUCGAUCCACAUGAGCUUGCCCACCAUCCCUGCAGAAAUGGACGCUGAUGCGAUGAUGCAAGCCGUCGAAGAUGAGCUAGGCGAUCCGUCGGACGCGGUAUCGACAGCCGACAGCGACGCCACUGCGUCGUGGCAGGCGCUCCCCAACGCGCGGCGCGGCCAGCAAACAGCCUCAAGAAGCAGCAAAGGCCCUCCUGCCACCAACGCUUCUCACAACAAGCUGCAGCGAUCGCAGCGCUCCAUGAUCGAUUUCAACUUCCGCGGGCUCGAUGUAGAAUACGACAAGGCGGAUCCUUCGCAAUCCGGCCACGUGGUCUCUCGUCUCGCUGUCAAUGCUCGAAGAGUCGAGAUCAUCGACAACAUCAAGACGUCGACCUGGCGCACCUUUCUCACCGAGAUGCAGGACCAGAACGCUGCUUUGCGCCACGACGCAGAAGGCAAGAUGGCCAAGGUCGAAAUUGUUCACGUCCGUCCACAGGGUGGGACGCUGGAUGGCGACCACGCGGCGGAAGCGCCAGAGGUGCGAAUGCGAGCCAAGAUCGCACCUCUUCGUCUUCACGUCGAUCAAGAUGCACUCGAUUUCCUGAAGAAGUACUUCAUGUUCAAGGUACCAGGUCAGAAAGAGCCGGCGCCGUCUGCGUCGUCCACUGGUCCACCGCUGCCAUUCGUCCAGUUCGCCGAGGUGCUUCCGAUCAAGAUCAAGCUCGACUACAAGCCCAAGCGGGUCGACUACAAUCUGCUGCGUCAGGGUAAGACCAUCGAGCUGAUGAACUUCUUCCACUUUGAAGGGUCCGAGAUGGUGCUGCGUCACAUCACGCUGCGUGGCAUCAACGGAUGGGCACGCCUGUUCGAUACACUCAACGACAUCUGGACGCCGGACGUCAAGGCGAACCAGCUGGCUGACUUCCUGUCGGGACUGGGACCGAUUCGCAGUCUCGUCAAUGUCGGUGCUGGACUGGCCGAUCUCGUGCUGCUGCCCAUCGAGCAGUAUCACAAGGACGGAAGAGUCCUGCGAGGUGUACAGAGAGGCGCGACGAGCUUUGCCAAGAGCACGGCGCUGGAAGCGGUCAAAUUGGGCGCAAGGCUGGCGACGGGGACACAGGUCAUCCUGGAGCAGGCGGAACACAUUCUGGGCGGCGAAAUGCCCACCGCGCUUACAGCGCGUGCUGUCGGACCGGACAGCUCUGGCGAGAGCUACGAGUCGUUGAGCGAGAGCAUCAUGGUCGAGUCGAUGACGUCUGAGGCCGGCGUGCAGGCAGACAAUCUCGUCAGCAGGUACGCCUCUCAGCCGGACAACAUGCGCGAUGCGCUUUCGCAGGCCUACUCUGGGCUGACCGAGGGGCUGACUUCUGCAGCUCAGACGAUUCUGGCCAUUCCGAUGGAGGUGUAUGAGCCUGAUCCCUCAGGAGCCGCUGGAGCGACAAGUGGCGGAACUUCGGGAGGUGGGAGCGGAAGACCUGUAGUCAAAGCGGUCCCCAUCGCGAUCCUGAAGGGCGCCAGAGGGGCGACGCAAGCCAUCGCGAAGACCAUGCAGGGCGUCCAGGUGACCUUGGGCGACAUGGAGAACGUCAAGGAGGGCAAGUACAAGCAGCCGUCGCGAGGCCGUUGA
Molecule: messenger RNA, 6267 nt
Organism: Kalmanozyma brasiliensis GHG001
Lineage: Eukaryota; Fungi; Basidiomycota; Ustilaginomycetes; Ustilaginales
Product: Vacuolar protein sorting-associated protein 13A N-terminal domain protein
Exons: 1
Coding region: 1-6267 (2088 amino acids)
Biological process (GO): piecemeal microautophagy of the nucleus; autophagosome assembly; autophagy of mitochondrion
Cellular component (GO): extrinsic component of membrane; phagophore assembly site
Molecular function (GO): phosphatidylinositol-3-phosphate binding
Source: RefSeq, a predicted model, not a curated record